AUCCAGAGGCUUCCGUAGGGCCCAGCAUGGCGGCCGCACUAUUGCGAGAGUUGGGUGCAUUGUGGGUACCAACCCUGAGGAUCUGGGCAACGCAGACGCUGCGAGUUUUACCACAGUCAUGUAUCCACACAAGUGCUUCUCUUGACAUUUCUCGAAAAUGGGAGAAGAAGAAUAAGAUUGUUUACCCACCUCAACUCCCUGGUGAACCUCGGAGACCAGCAGAAAUUUACCAUUGUCGGAGACAAAUAAAAUACAGCAAGGACAAGAUGUGGUACCUGGCAAAGAUGAUACGAGGCAUGUCCAUUGAUCAGGCUUUGGCUCAGCUGGAGUUCAGUGAUAAAAAGGGGGCUCAGAUAAUUAAAGAGGUUCUCUUAGAAGCACAAGACAUGGCAGUGAGAGACCAUAAUGUGGAAUUCAGAUCCAAUUUACACAUAGCUGAGUCUACCUCAGGUCGAGGCCAGUGCCUGAAGCGCAUCCGUUACCAUGGCCGAGGUCGCUUUGGCAUCAUGGAGAAGGUCUAUUGCCACUAUUUUGUGAAGCUGGUGGAAGGACCCCCACCCCGACCUGAAGCACCCAAGACAGCAGUUGACCACGCCAAGGAGUAUAUUCAGCAGCUUCGCAGCCGGACCAUCAUCCAUACUCUAUGAGAUCUAUGCUGGUCAUUCUGGCUCCACAGUGUAUAUAUUUUACAUUUACUUUAAAAAGUAAAAACAAAUGAUUUUUA
Messenger RNA from Grammomys surdaster, 724 nucleotides. RefSeq names its product mitochondrial ribosomal protein L22 (gene Mrpl22). Bases 27 to 647 code for a protein of 206 amino acids. Gene Ontology annotation, biological process: translation; ribosome assembly. NCBI's taxonomy places the organism in Eukaryota, Metazoa, Chordata, Mammalia, Rodentia, Muridae. The record is from RefSeq and is a predicted model, not a curated record. Gene Ontology annotation, cellular component: mitochondrial large ribosomal subunit; ribosome. Gene Ontology annotation, molecular function: structural constituent of ribosome. The transcript has 7 exons.